Molecule: messenger RNA, 3458 nt
Organism: Xenopus laevis (African clawed frog)
Lineage: Eukaryota; Metazoa; Chordata; Amphibia; Anura; Pipidae
Gene: sfxn4.L
Product: sideroflexin 4 L homeolog
Biological process (GO): transmembrane transport; monoatomic ion transport; monoatomic ion transmembrane transport
Cellular component (GO): mitochondrial membrane; mitochondrial inner membrane; membrane
Molecular function (GO): monoatomic ion transmembrane transporter activity; transmembrane transporter activity
Source: RefSeq, a predicted model, not a curated record
UUGUCCUCCGGAGGCAUGAGAGAGAGUUUUACUCUGCUGGCCUUGCCUGAAGGUGUGAGGGUUUCUUUAUGUGGGCAGAUCAGAAUGUCUGUGGCAUCCUUGCAGAUCACUGAGCCGCAGUCUUUUUUUAGUAGGUACCUUCGGUGGCUUGAUGUUUUGGACCCUACAGCUUUAUUAAGUUCAGAGGCAGAAGUAGAAAACUCCCGGGCCUUACUGGAAAAAUUAGGCAGUGCCAAUAAAUACCUCACACAAGACAAAAAGGUGAAUGAUGCACAGAAGCUGUGUGAGGCAUCUCUGCACCCAGACACUGGCAAUGCCAUCACCACAUUAUUUAGACCCCCAGCUUUCAUGCUAUGUGGUACCCCACUGGCUAUCGCUGCUUUGCUUCCCCAUACAAGAACCAUACCAGCCUUUUUGAGCCAGUUUCUCUUCCAUACUUACAAUGCUGGAUUCACUUUCUACAACAGGAAUGUAACCUGCAAACCAAAUAAAAUUCAGCCAUUUCAACCAAUGCUGCUUUUUGGCUAUGCCACCUAUUUUUCUGUCCUUGGGGCAUUACCUCAGUACCUGAUGAACAAAUUCCCCAGUGCAGCAAUGCAAACCUUCAUGGGCAGAAUCCUCCCAGUGCCUCUUGUUACUAUCCUGAGUGCAAUGAAUGUGGUAGCUGUGAGGCUGCAAGAAACUGAGGAUGGAAUAGAAAUAAAGGACAAAUCUGGGCAUGUUAUUGGUGUGUCAUCACAAGCAGGAUCCAAGGCUGUGAAGGAAACCGCUCUUUCCAGAGCAAUGUUGAUGGGAAUAACUGCAAUGAUCCCUGUGGCCCUGCAUCCCCUGUUGAGCCGCUCACGCUUCAUUCUAAGGAACUCUAAGGCAUUGGGACCAAUUAAAUGUGUAGCAACAGCACUAACCUUUGGUGCAAUGAUUCCUGUUUCCUUUAGUCUCUUCCCUCGACAAGGCACUAUUCUGAGGUCUGAGCUUGAAGUGGAGCUCCAAGGAAAUACAACAGAGUCGGUGCUUUUCUACCAUCGAGGCCUUUAACUUCCAACUUGACCACAACCAUGUUCAGGUCAACAAGAGACAGCUGUUAGCCUGCUAACCUAAACAAGGAUCUACAAAACCAAAGCCCAGAGUGGUUAAUUUGUCAGAUUCACCAGCAACUGUGACAUUUUUACUGAUUUCUGGCUUAGCUUGGUACUUAUGGAUUAAAGGGGAAGUUCAUUGUUAAAUUAACUAUUUUUGUAUAGUCUUGACAACUUUUUCCUGCUUUAUAAUGACUUAAAAUGGUCGAGUCUCUGGCAAAGUGUUGCAUUUAACGUCUCUGAAGUAAUUACUGUAUGUUCUGGCGCUAAGAUGACUAUUCAUCGUUUUUUGGUUCACACAAAUUUAAGGGAUUGAACACCUUUAAAUUAACUUUUAACUAAUGUGUCGAGAGUAAUAUAAUGAGAACAUUUGCAAUUUUUUUUUUUAUUAUUUGUGGUUUUUGAGUUGUUUUAUUUGUAUUUAUUUGUUGUUUUUAUUAAUCAGCUCUUGCUAGGGUUCAAAUUACCCUAGCAACUUAAUAGGAGAGGGCCAGGAUAGGAAGAUGAUAAUAAAAAGCUAAAAUAACUAUACAUUUAUAACGUUACAGAGAAUAUGUUUUUAAGAUGAGGUCAGUGACCCCCAUUUGAAAACUGGAAAGAGUCAGGAGAAGGCAAAUAAUUCACAAGCUAUAAAAAAGAAAAAGGGCAAUUGAAAAGUUACUUAGAAUUAGCUAUUCUAUAACAUACUUCAAGUUAACUUAAAGGUAAACCACCCUUUAAACAGUUUUAUAUAUUUUCUGCCCAGAUAAAAAACAGCAUUCCUACAUUUUUUUAAAAAAAUGCUUUGAAUCCACUGAUUCUUGUGCAUUUUAGUGUAAAGAAGGCAAUCUGUUUGUGAAAUGCUAUUUUGAAACUAAGAAGAUGUGUCCUUAAGUAUCGAUUGUAGUCUUUUCUAAUUGGGCUGCAUCCUAGGGAUAUUACAUAGUUUAGGUAUUGGUAUGUAUUGUAUUUACCUUCACCCCAGCAAUUCUGUUUGGAAACACACCUUCGUAUACAUAUUCCUACGUUUCCAGAUGGCAUGAAGAAAGAAAGUUACUAUUAUUAUUGUUAUUAUUAUUGGUUAUAAAUCACCAACAUUUUCUGCAGUGCUAUACAUAAGGUGAAAAUUAUUCAUAACUGAUGCCCACAAGGGAGGUAUCGCAUCUGCUGGAGCAUCAUUUCAUACUGGUAAGGGAAAAUAUGGCUGGGGUUAUUUUUUGGUAUGUAAUGUGUAACUUCAUUGUAUAUGCCUAUUUAUUGUACAUACUGUGAAAAAUGUUGGUGCUUUAUAAAAACAUGUUGAUAAUAAUAGUAAGAUCUUUAUUCUGCAUCAUGCAGAGUAGAAGAAUUGUCAAGUCUACAUCAAACUAAAACUUUAAGAUGGCCUUCAGGACAACCAAAUAGCUGGCAUUGUGUACAGUAACAUCUGCACAGUCCAAGUUCCAAAACCCACCAACACACCCUGGCCUCUCAGGUACAAGCUGGCCUGGUGCACAGUUGAAAGGGAUCGGCAACCCUUAAUGAAAUACGUUUAGCAAGAAGAAAACCGGCACUCAGAGCUCAAUGCAUGUGGGCAAUAAACACGCAGGGCUUUGCCCGCAUGCAUUGAGCUCUGAGUGCCGGUUUUCUUCUUGCUAAACAGUAACAUCUGCACAGCAUAUGGGCGAAAAACUCCUAAGUCUAAAUGGGAGAUUCCACAGAAUUUUGUGGAAAAUAACAGGACUUUCAGAUCCUAACAGACAGGCAGGUACAGGCCAAUCAACUGGACAUUGUGUUACUAGGACCAGAAAGCAGCAGUGGUGAUAGAUGUACAGUAGUUGUGCCAACUGAUGGCAACAUCAAAAAGGAAUAUGAGAAGCUGGAGAAGUACCAAUAUCUGAAAGAGGGACUAGAGAGGAUGUGGAGUAAAGACCAACGUGUUCCCAGUGGUGGCAGAAGCACUCUGGCUGUGACGCUAACCUUAGAGUGUGGCUCCAACAGAUCCCAGGAACAACAUCCGAGAACUCUGUCCAAAACAGUGCAGUACUGGAACAGCAAAUAUAUUGCACAGAACCUUCAAACUUCCAGUCCUCCAGUAUCUUUACUAUGUGUUUGUGGAUGAUGAAAUGUGAGAUAUUAAAUUGAUAUGCUAAGCACCCGAGAACAGAAGUAGAAUGCAACUUCAAGGUGUUGUGUGUUUCUCGGCUAUAGUCGUAAGCCAAGACUUCAUAAAGGAGUGAAAAUGAAGAAAAAUUUAUUGUCAAUAUUUCGUUCCCAAUUUGGACCUUUCUCAAGACAUAACAAACAGAUUGUGCGUCUCCCUAAAUUUAAAUCCAAGAGAGAGCCCCAAAGACAUUAUCAGUGUGUAAACUGCUGUAUAUAAGUGUAUACAUUGUGUAUGCAAUAAAACUCAUAGUGAACUAC